Molecule: messenger RNA, 3424 nt
Organism: Yamadazyma tenuis ATCC 10573
Lineage: Eukaryota; Fungi; Ascomycota; Pichiomycetes; Serinales; Debaryomycetaceae
Source: RefSeq, a predicted model, not a curated record
ACUGUCUUCACCAAUGCUAAGAAUCGGCUUCAACAGUAGUUUACAAUCUCGGCUCUUUGUUCGUCGCAUAGGUAACUUCCCACCCUUGCAUGCCAGCCAAGGAACGGUGAAUGGGUUUGCACCCACCGCCAAACCUUUGGGAGUUGACAAAACCCUUGAGAAUAAUAUCAUAAGUGACACCAACCGGUUGUCCAAGACAAUGACUAAGUUUUGGGACAAGGUCGAUACUUCCUACAACGAGGAUAUCAAAAAGUACGAGAUCCAAUUGGAUGGGAAGACCUUGAAAACCCCCUUGGGAUUCCCCUUGGCUUUGCCGGAAGAUAAAAAGUACUUUGCCCAUUUGAUCCAACACGAGUGGAGUAAUUUACCCAACUUGAAGAUCCAAACCAACUCCAUGCCUUUAACUUCGAUUGCCGCCAGAUCCAUCGACUUGCAGGCUGCUCAUGAGAAAUUCGAAGAAGACCGUGACUUGGCUGCCAAAGUUGGAAGAUUAGAGGAUGUCAAGCUCAACAUGUUGAGGUACUUGGAUACCGAUACAUGUCUUAUUUUCACCACUUUGGAUGAGUACGAAGGAAAGUUGAGGGCCAAGCAAGAUGAGUUGUACCUUCCCUUAAUCGAAGAACACGAGGACUUCUUCACCAAAUGGGCCUUACAAAGAGGAAACCUUUUACCCUCUCAUGAUGCUAAAGUCACUUUACAAUAUUUAGACUGUGAGACCGACGGCUUGCGAGGAAACCGUCAGACCAUCACUACGCAGAAUGUGGUGUUGGACUGGGUAAACCACUUGUCAACGUUUGAGUUGGUGGCCUUAGAGAAGGCCAUCUUGACCUCCAAAUCUUUUCUUUGUGGACUCAGUUUAUUAAGGUCCAGCGUUUCAAGCCCAGAAAAGCAACAACAGUUGUACCAGGUCAACAAAGACAAGCUUGAAGACCACUACUUCAAGACUAUUGACGAAAUCAUUGAACUUGGAAAUCUUGAAACCAUUUUCCAAACCAACCUCUGGGGUGAAGUUGAAGAUACCCAUGAUGUCGAAAAGGCCGAUUGGUUGAGAAGCUUGACAAGUGCCGCCCUAUUGUGUCAUUGAGGCAGAAAGUGUAAAUAUGACCUACAUGUAUAUAUCAAUAAACAAAUAUUCAUAUCUGACAAGGCCGAAAUGUCAGGGACUCGCAUUUCCAUCCCGCGCAAUAGAAGAAGAAGUUGUUUACUGACAACGAACUUAUUAUUUUGUCCCACCUGCAACAGUCCAGCUUAAAGGUACAUUCAAGUAGCAGAAGUCCAAAAAGUGGCUACUAAGCGUGAACUUGAAUACUCCCCUACCCCCGUUAGCCCUCCUAGAGCUUUUUACAACCAUAUCUACUCAGGCUUUUAUCUUGACGCGUUGACACAAGGGUUCGUCGAAACAGUUCCACAAGCCAUGGCAAGUGCAAUGGUGAUGACCACAAACGGUAAUGGACGAGUGAAACAAGAAGAACAAAACGAUGUUGUUCAUCCCUCACAAGAGUCGGAACAACAUAAUCCUACCCCCAGUAAAUCACAAGACCAUCCUACUUGGGAAAACCAUAAUGAAAAUGACAAGCAACAAAGCCACAGUCCUCAUAACGAAUCAACUAAUGAGGUCAAACAAGAAGUAAUAGAUACCAUAGGCACGAAGAUGCAGCGAAGAGUGAAAGUAUAUCUAUUGAAGGAAGAUAGUUGGUUGGACCAUGGGACUGGAUUUUGUACUGGUGAAAUAGACCGAGACACCCAAAAACCGUACUUUUUGGUACGAAACGAGUUGAAUUUGGAGGAAAUAAUUUUGAAAGCCUUCUUGGAAGGCUCGACCCAGUAUCAAAGACAACAAGAUACCUUGAUUGUUUGGACCGAUCCUUCUGGUAAGGAUAUUGCCUUAUCGUUUCAGGAAACUGAGGGCUGCGCAGACUUGUGUGAGUUCAUAGUGAAGGUCCAACAAGAUAGUCUCAGUCCGGAUAUUUCCCUAUACUACGUGAUAUCAAGCAACCAGGCGGAUGAAAAUGGAAAUUCUGGAGAUAUAACUGAACUCAUUACCGGUCCCAUGGUGUAUCCUGAUUUACCAACAACCUCGAACUUGGAGGAUGUUUUGGAUACUUUGAACCAAAGUUCCAUGUCCAACUAUUCUAAAAGCUGUAUGCUGAAAUACUUGAUUGACAAAUCAUAUUUUAUAAAGAUACUAGAAGCUUUCAAACAAUCAGAGGAUGAACACAAUUUAAUAAACCUUUAUUCAUUGAGUGAGAUUGUCAAGACCUUAAUUUUGUACAGUGAAAGUGCAAUUCUCCAAGAUAUGUUAUCCACCGAAGAGAACAUCUUGGGAGUGAUUGGAAUAUUGGAGUAUGAUGCCGAAUUUCCCAACCAAAAGUCAUGUCAUCGUCAAUUUUUGAAAGAAAAAGCCAACUUCAAAAUGGUCAUCAAUCUCCCGGUCGAAAACGAUGAGUUGGGGUUGAACAUAUUUAAGAAAGACUUCUAUUAUACGUUUCUAAAAGACGUUAUAUUGGCUAGGUUCAUCGACGAUCAGACAUAUAAUUUGUUGAAUGCUUUGAUUCAUCUUAACCAAAUUGCAUUGCUUGACUUCCUAAGAGAUAGUGAAAAGAAUAACCAUUUCUUAGAGAAAUUGUUCGACUUCUAUAAAGGCACAGGCGAUGAAGUUGACAUCACCUUACAAAGAAAUGGUGUCAAACUUUUGCAUCAGUAUGUCUUAUUAACUAAAAACUUCGCAUCCAACCAAAGAACCAUGUUCUUCUCAGAAUUGAUUCUGCAUGGUUUAAUCGAUAUGAUCAAGUUCUCAUUGAAUGAUGAUGAUUCGCCUAUCAAGGCCUUGGGUACGGAAUUGAUAGUCAGUAUUAUUGAACAGGAUGUAUCCCUUGUGAACUCAAUUAACGACGGUGAAUCCAUUGAUAAUUCCGAACCUCCAAUGGAUUAUGCAUCCACCAUCGAAGCCAAACAGCCUGAUCAGAGUAAGGAUGAGUCCAAUCAAGAAAAAGAUAUUGGCUUGAAGCUCUCCGAUGACAUGACUUUAAUGACACUCUUGACUCAGUUAUUGUUGAAUGAGAAGAACUUUGGGCUCAAGACACAGGCAUUUGAAGCAUUGAAAGUGUUAUUAGAUCAGAAUAUCGGCAAGAUCGAUGAAAAUGGGGCUAUUCCAGAUUAUGGAGCAUCAAAUAGUAGUGGAAGUGAUAUCAGCACCGAAGACUAUUUCAAGGCAUUCUAUAGUGAGGUUGCACCAAUAUUGUACAAAAACUUAAUUGAGUUGGGUAAUACCAAAGAAGUCACUGAAGAGCUCAAACAUAAGAUCAAGAGUGACGAGUUGUUAUACCAGCAGUUAUGUGAAUUAUUCUCCUUCUGCCUUUUAACUCACAAUAAAAACUUACACAGACGCUUCUUCCUUGACCAGAACAUUCUCCUUGGAAUAAGU